Manis pentadactyla (Chinese pangolin) is the source of this 1964-nucleotide messenger RNA. It is a transcript of the gene SMIM10L1, whose product is annotated as small integral membrane protein 10 like 1. The record is from RefSeq and is a predicted model, not a curated record. Lineage: Eukaryota; Metazoa; Chordata; Mammalia; Pholidota; Manidae. The transcript has a single exon. Bases 173 to 373 code for a protein of 66 amino acids.
CCGCCGGGCCGAGCGCCGCCGGGAGGAAGAGACUGCGGCGGGAGGCGCGGACGUGACCCCGGCGGCCGCUCGGUCGCUCCCCGUUCCUCCCGGUCCCGGCCGUCGGUCGGCACUUCGCGGGGCCCGCGUGACCGUCGGCGCCAGGCCCUGGGCGAGCGGCGGCACGGGGCUCAUGGCCACGGCGGCGUCCUCCCUGGCCCUCAGGGCCUCGAGCCCGGCCGCGGCGCCCAGCCCCUACGGAGUCUUCUGCAAGGGGCUCUCCCGCACGCUGCUCGCCUUCUUCGAGCUGGCUUGGCAGCUGCGCGCGAACUUCCCAUACUUCUACGUCGCGGGCUCCGUGGUCCUCAACAUCCGCCUGCAGGUACACAUUUAGCAUCGGGAUCCCGGGCCUGCAACGAGGCCGACUCCCCGAGGCCCGGCGACCGAGCGGAACCGCGAGCGAGAGUGCCGCAGUGUCGCGAGAGUGCCCGGGUGCCCUCGGCGCCUGCGCGCUCCGUCCGCAGCGGAGCUCCGCGCGCGAUGCUGCCGGGCUGCUGGGCCAAGAAAGGCUGUGAGCGGUUUUGAGGGAGCAGACAAGACCUUCAGUUACAGCUGGCGACAAUGUUCAGGAAGCUUUGCAUCCUAAAAACAAAACAAGACAACGACAGGACACAUUUUAAAGAAGAAAGGCAACUAAGGUUUUCAGAAAAAAUCUUUUAGUACAACAAGCUCAUGGACCAAGUUAAAACAAGAAAUCCUAAAUUUCGGGAAUAUGGGAUUGGAUUGUAAGCAAGACAGUUGCGUAAGAAAUUGAAGAUCUUAAAGAUAUAAUGUGGAUGGCAAAUACAUUUUCUUCAUCUCUGGGAGAAAACAACGGCAAUUAGAAAUUUACAGGAGAAAAAAAAAAGCCUGUACGGAAAAGCACCCUUCUAAUACCAAAAAUGAAAAAUGCUGCAGAAUUUGAACAGAGGGUUGGCGUGUAAGAAAAUGGGCUCUAUUUCGGUGUCCCCGGGAAUAGCUUGUGGUUCAAGACCAUGGAGCCAAAGAAAAAAGGAUAUCUACAGCUUGGCCGUUUUAUGAAUAACAUUUAAAUAAUCAAAACAACUAAUGUAAAUGCUGUUUGUGGUUUUCUUUUAAGAGAAUACUUAGUUAUGGUUACAAAGUAGAAUGCAAAUAUUAACAGCCUUGAUUAUUGUAAGAGUACAUUUUACAAGUGGGAAUGUUGAAGCGGGAGAGAGAAGUGAAUGGAAAGGCAGUGCUGACCCUACAGAGGAAGGUGAGAGUCUGUUGAUGAUGGGGGUAAGCAUUUUAUUACUUUAAGGAGUAGCCGUACUUGCUAAAAUAGUAAUAUGACUGUAUUAACGAGAGAGGAGAGGGGAACUGCGUGAAUUCAGUAAGAAACGCCUGAAGACGGGAAGUUCAGGUGUUCGAAUAUAUGGGUAAGAGAUUUUUUUUUCCAGAGAGUCUGGAGAGGAAUUAAUGGUCUGCAGAUUUUUUCUCAAUUAAGGAAACAAAUCUGAGGCAAUUUCGAGCCCCCAAAAUUUAAAGUUUUUCAAGAACUACCUCAACUGUGAAUAAUACUAGUCAUAGAAAGUCCUAAUUAUGUAAACACUGAAUACCAACAUCACAAGAAAUGAUUAUGUAACAUUGGGGGGUACUGAAUAGGAGAUGUGUAUGUAAGAGGGAGAAUCAGGCAAGAUCUAAUAUAGAGAAGUUAAUUCUAAAAGUGUAAAUAUUCAGAAAAAACUACCAUGAGAAAUUGACAAGUGGUUGUCUCUGGAGGAAAAAAAAAACAGAUGGGUUGAGAAAAGGUGGAGGAUUGUUGUUUUUCACUACAGUCUAACAGCAUUAUUUUGGUUUUUCUUAAUUAUGUAUGUGUAUUUCUUUGAUUACAAAUUAAGUAAAUUUCCUUUUUAAAAGUGCCCCAGGUAACGGAAAUGUACACCACUGGUUAAAAGCCAGCAGAGUAAAAAGGAAUUGAGUUU